Suillus paluster is the source of this 1443-nucleotide messenger RNA. RefSeq lists its product as uncharacterized. The record is from RefSeq and is a predicted model, not a curated record. The coding region runs from base 75 to 1280 and encodes 401 amino acids. The transcript is spliced from 6 exons. Lineage: Eukaryota; Fungi; Basidiomycota; Agaricomycetes; Boletales; Suillaceae.
AAGUGCCGAACUUGCAAUCGAUACCUUUCCUAAUCGGGUUAUCAACAUUUCGGCUGUGAUUCUCACUACGCGAGAUGGCGGUGGUUUUCCAGGCUGCACUUCCGCCCAGCAGUCCACAAAUGACAGAGUCAUCUCGUCCAAGUAUGCGCAGGAAGAGUUCUGCGCAGAACCUCCUGUCGUCAUUUAAGCCUCCAAAUGGCUCCGUUAAUACGGCAACGGUGGGCAGCAUAUCAUCAGCUACCAGCGUUGCUUAUACCUCGGUCUCCACCCCGACUACGAUUGCUGCAUCCGGCAGGGAAUGGGAUGGCCAAUCUGUUCACUCUGACACCCUCUCAUCUAGUGCUACGCUGGUGGGAAAUGGCACCCCGGUGAUCGCGCAGGGGACCUCUGUCGAAUACCUCCGAGACUUGGUGCAGAAGCGGAUCAUCACAUUAACCUACAUGAGAAAUGUACAUGAAGGGAGAAGUCAUUGGUUCCACACCAUUAUGAUGUCUAAGAAUGAACUCGAUAAGGUAUUCAAUAACUUAGCUAUGCGCAAACGGACAUAUCGAUUUGCUAUCCUUGCGAUGUCGCUCUCGAAUCUGCUGGAUAUACCUCAAGUGCAAGACUUUCUUCGCGGACUGAUGAACACUAUGAAUGAAUAUGACCAGGCGAAGGAGGAGCCCGACAAACCAAAGAUCCGGUUAUUCCGGUCCAAAGUGGCCAAACGACAAGCCGCUGGCGGUUUCGCUGAAUAUACUGUACCAUAUACGGAUGGAUCGGAAACAUCAUACCUUGUUUCACCUCAUAUACCAUUUCCUUUAGACUAUCAUCAGACCCUUCUCUCCCUCCUAGAUGUCAUUUCUGAAGUUUACAACAAAAUAUCGCGAAUACUCGGUCCCUCCCCAUUUCCCAACUCUGGGCAACACAUGAUGGGACCUCUUGGGCUCCUCGCACCACAUCCUGGCGUUUCCUAUCUGUUCUCUGGCGCGGACUCCCAUGUGAAGCAAAUGGACGACGGGGACUCCAGCCUAUGGGGUAUCGCCAAUGUACAUGGUGGUUAUGGUAGUUACGGCGGUGCCCUUGGAAGCCCGCCACCUAGCUGGACACCUGGAAUGGGAGAUAUGCUCCUGAAAGUGGACACGAAAUUCAAGAAAAUAACGUCGGCGUUAUUGAAGGAGUUGGACCAAGUCGCUCGAAAUGGCAUCAAGGAUGAAUUGACGUCUCUUGAUCCACUCCUUCGCAACGUUGCUUCACCCGAGGAUGGAAAAGAGAUGUAUGAUUUUGAAGGCAUUGUCUGAUUAACUGGAUUCAUUCGCGGAUUGUAUUAUACCCACCUGCAUGUAUAAUAGUGUAUCAUUCAUGGACUUAUUUCUUGAUAGACAUCUAUACUUGAGAUAGGUGUUCGCUCAGCGGCAUGCCACGAAAUCAAAUCACGCGAACCUGGUCGCGGUGCACAACGAG